Messenger RNA from Lasiosphaeria miniovina, 1764 nucleotides. RefSeq lists its product as uncharacterized. NCBI's taxonomy places the organism in Eukaryota, Fungi, Ascomycota, Sordariomycetes, Sordariales, Lasiosphaeriaceae. The coding region runs from base 172 to 1626 and encodes 484 amino acids. The transcript is spliced from 2 exons. The record is from RefSeq and is a predicted model, not a curated record.
UGGCCGCUUUCCACAACAAAAUUUCGAAGGGUAUAACCUGCCAAACCUCUGGUUAUACACCUAGGCCAAAGAUCAAAGACCGAGGGGUCAUUAUUCAUCGGGGCCGUACAUUGCGCCGCACAGUACAGAGCGGGAAGACAGAAAACCUCCCGAGGGCGCCGCAUCGAGACAAUGGCUUCCGAGGCUAGCGGGGCUCCCGUAGGAGCUCCUGCCUCAGCUCCCGCCCCGGCUGCGACACCAGCCCCGGCAGGGGGGAACCGGCAACCAACGACCGCGGCCGCGGCCGCCUCUCCAACUGCAACUGCAACUGCACCCGCACCGGCGUCUAGCGGCUCGCAGCUCACACCGGUUCAGCUGAAAGCCAAGGCCAAGGCAGAAAAGGCGGCAAGGCGGGCGCAAGUCAAAGAAACAAGGGAUGUAGCUGCGCUGGCGGCGCCAGUGCCUCCGGCGGGCGGUGCCGCGUCCGACGCGAAGGGCGGGGCCAAAGGAAAGGGAAAGCAGCAAGAUGGCACGCAAGGCACUGGGGCACAAGCUCAGGGGAGACCAGCACAUCCGCACCGGCCCUCGAUGAGCGGGCGGCGGCCGUCGAUCUUGGUGGUCGAGAAAGACGUCCGGAGCGGGAUCCCCGAGUGCUUCAGCCAUGUGCCCAUGGCCAAGAGGAUGCCGGCAUCGCAGGCCCACAAGGAUGUGCACCCGGCGGUGCUGGCUGUCGGCCAGGAGAUGGCGACGUUCGCCAUCAGAGACAGCAUCGCCCGGCUCGAGGCGACACUGCUGGCGUUUAAAAAAGUCAUUGAGUCAUACGAGACGCCCAAGGGCAACUCGCUGUCGCGGCACUUCGUUCCUCACGCCUUGAACCCCCAGAUUGAGUACCUCACCGAGUGCAGGCCCAUGUGCUUUUCCAUGGGCAAUGCCAUCAGGCUGCUCAAGGCAAAGGUCAACAAGUUCGACAUCGACACCCCCGAGGACGAAGCCAAAGAGGGCCUCCUGGGCGCGAUCGACGUCUUCAUCAAGGAGCGAGUCAUGCUGGCCGAGUUCGUCAUCGCCAGAAACGCGGCGGCCAUCAUUAAGGACGGUGAGCAUGUCCUGACGUACGGCCGGCAUCGGCUGGUAGAGAAGACGCUCCUGCAGGCAAGCGAGGACGGGAAGACGUUUGAGGUGUCCAUUGUCGACGACCCCUACGACGGCGGCGGCAGAGAGCUCGCCAAGGCGCUGCGGCACGCCGGCAUCCGCGUCUUCUACUCGCCGAAUCUCGGCGGUCUCAAUGCAAUCGCGCACCGGGCCACGAAUGCGCUCCUUGGGGCAGAGGCCAUCUUCGCCAACGGCUCGCUCCAGGCGCCGGCCGGCACUGCCGACGUCGCCAUGGCCGUCUCGGCUCAGCUGAAGAAAGUAAUCGCCCUGUGCGAGACGAUCAACUUUGACCGCGAGCGCAUCUCGGUCGACGCGCUCACGUACAACGAGGUUGACCCGGAGCGGAACACGGCUGAGUCGUUCCGCCUGCUGUUCGACAACACGCGGGACAAGUACAUUUCGGGCGUUGUCACGGAAUUCGAGACGGGUUCGGGCCUGUCUCCGGCCCAGUCCAUCCUCGCGCUUCUGAGGAAGCAGGAGGACCCCACCAUUGCUUGAAAUGGGGUUAGUUAGGGAAGAGACGGGGUGCCCGACCACCUAGCCUAGAGACAUUGAAACUGGCACAGUGUAUUUUUCUUUGAAAAGAAUAGGCUUGAUACAUAGCUAGACUGGAGCCGGGGCCCUCGAUCUCGACCC